Molecule: messenger RNA, 2637 nt
Organism: Tarenaya hassleriana
Lineage: Eukaryota; Viridiplantae; Streptophyta; Magnoliopsida; Brassicales; Cleomaceae
Product: metal-nicotianamine transporter YSL3
Exons: 9
Coding region: 499-2541 (680 amino acids)
Biological process (GO): response to iron ion; seed development
Cellular component (GO): plasma membrane
Molecular function (GO): iron-nicotianamine transmembrane transporter activity; oligopeptide transmembrane transporter activity
Source: RefSeq, a predicted model, not a curated record
AAUUUAGCGUUGAGAGUCGAAAUCAAAGAAUAUAAAGUCAGAGCCUUUUUGGAUGAAUUUGUACUACAAAACCUGAAAAAGGCUUCUUUGCAGUACCGAUUUUCCGGUACACAUCAAACCUCUCCUCUCACAUUCUGCGGUUCUGUUUCUAUAAUUCAUCCCCCCACCCACCAAUCGUCGAUUUCCUCACCACUCGACGAUUUCGUAUACGCAUUCAACGCCGGAGUGAAGUUUCAUCUUCUUGGGGAUCGGGAAUCUCUGAGUGUUGUUCUUCGUGUUCGUGUUCGUUUUCUCGGACAAGAACACGAACCCAGUUUGUUUUUUUGCGGCUGCGGCUUAUCCAUUUCGUUUCUGUUUCAUUGAAGAAGAAGAAGAAGAAGAAGCAAAACCCAUAUCGACACAGUUGCAGUGUGGCGUGGAAAAUCAGAAUAAAAUUCUGGGCUCUGUUUGAUAUUCCGGAAUCCAACACUGUCACCGGAGUGAUUGGAAGAAACCCAGAUGAGGAAUUCAACGAUGGGGCGGGAAGAUGUGAACGAGAUUGAGAAGAAGGAGGAGAGGGAUGAUCUGGAAGAGACGCAGAACGAACCAGACGACUUAAAGACGAUUCCGCCAUGGAAAAGCCAGCUCACCUUCAGAGGAAUCAUUGCAAGUCUAUUCAUCGGCGUGAUAUACAGCGUUAUAGUGAUGAAGCUGAACCUCACCACAGGCCUUGUCCCCAACCUCAACGUCUCCGCCGCUCUCCUCGCCUUCGUCUUCCUCAAGACAUGGACUACGCUUCUCCACAAGGCCGGGAUCGUGACCAAACCCUUCACGAAACAGGAGAACACGCUCGUCCAGACAUGCGCUGUCGCUUGUUACAGCAUUGCUGUCGGAGGUGGGUUUGGUUCUUAUCUUCUUGGUUUGAACCAGAAGACGUAUGAACAGUCAGGGGGCAUCGACACGGUCGGGAACAAUCCAGGAAGCACGAAAGAACCCGGGAUCGGUUGGAUGACUGGUUUCUUGUUCGUGACAUGUUUUGUCGGGCUUUUGGCACUGGUUCCUCUGAGAAAGAUCAUGAUCAUAGACUAUAAGCUGACAUACCCGAGUGGAACAGCUACCGCCGUUCUUAUCAACGGAUUCCACACUUCCAAAGGCAACAAAAUGGCCAGGAAACAGGUUCGCGGGUUUGCAAAGUACUUCUCGGUAAGCUUCAUCUGGGCAUUCUUUCAGUGGUUCUUCUCCGGCGACGGCUCUGAAUCCGAAUGCGGAUUUGUUAAGUUCCCUACCUUUGGAUUACUAGCUCGGAAGAACUCAUUCUACUUUGAUUUCAGCAUGACGUACAUCGGGGCGGGGAUGAUCUGUUCGCAUCUGGUGAACCUGUCCUUGCUUCUCGGCGCUGUUCUGUCUUGGGGAAUAAUGUGGCCCAUUAUCUCGGGUCUUGAAGGAAAGUGGUACCCUGAAUCUCUACCAAAAAGCAGCAUGAAGAGUCUCAACGGCUACAAGGUCUUUGUAUCUAUCGCGUUGAUCCUCGGAGACGGGCUCUACAACUUUGUCAAGAUCCUCGUUUUCACCGGCUGGAACAUAUAUUCCAAAAUGAAGAACCACAAUGCCGUUAACUCCGGUACUGCAGAUUCAGACAACCACAAGAAAACAGUUGCAGAUCUGAAACGAGACGAAGUCUUCGUAAGAGACAGUAUCCCGUUGUGGGUAGCGGUCGUAAGCUAUGGCGCCUUCUCGGUUGUAUCCGUCGUCUUGAUCCCUAUGAUGUUCCACGAGGUCAAAUGGUACUUCGUCGUCGUGGCGUAUGUCUUAGCUCCGUCUCUCAGCUUCAGCAAUGCGUACGGAGCAGGCCUUACGGACAUGAACAUGGCUUACAACUACGGGAAAGUCGCCCUGUUCAUCUUGGCCGCUAUGGCGGGAAAACAAGAUGGUGUAGUCGCAGGUCUCGUGGGUUGCGGUCUGAUCAAAUCCAUCGUCUCGAUCUCCUCUGAUCUCAUGCACGAUUUCAAGACGGGACAUCUAACCUUUACCUCGCCCCGUUCGAUGCUUGUGAGCCAAGCAAUCGGCACCGCCAUUGGCUGUGUGGUGGCGCCAUUGACGUUCUUCCUCUUCUACAAGGCCUUUGACGUUGGAAACCCUAACGGAACGUACAAAGCUCCGUACGCUCUGGUCUACAGGAACAUGGCGAUCCUCGGCGUGGAGGGCUUCUCGGCUUUGCCACGCCACUGUCUCGAGCUCUGCUACGGGUUCUUCGCCUUCGCCGUGGCGGCGAACCUCGCGAGGGACAUGUUGCCGGAGAAUGUCGGGAAAUGGGUCCCGCUUCCGAUGGCGAUGGCGGUUCCGUUCCUCGUCGGAGGUUACUUCGCCAUCGACAUGUGUGUCGGGAGCUUGGUCGUGUUCGUGUGGAACAGGAUCGACAAGACCAAAGCGAGACUGAUGAUUCCGGCGAUAGCUUCCGGUCUGAUAUGUGGCGACGGGCUUUGGAUUCUGCCGUCGUCGAUUCUUGCUCUCGCCGGAGUUUAUCCUCCGAUUUGCAUGAGCUUCAUGCCGAGUAGUCGUUAGAAUCCGAAUAUUCAUCAGAUAACUGUAGAGUGGUAGUUGUAAUAAUCGUAAAAUAGUUUUUUUUCAAUAAAAUAAAAUCCCUCUGCUCAGAAAGUC